This is a messenger RNA of Didymosphaeria variabile, 498 nucleotides long. RefSeq lists its product as uncharacterized. The transcript is spliced from 2 exons. NCBI's taxonomy places the organism in Eukaryota, Fungi, Ascomycota, Dothideomycetes, Pleosporales, Didymosphaeriaceae. Bases 1 to 498 code for a protein of 165 amino acids. The record is from RefSeq and is a predicted model, not a curated record.
AUGGACAAGCUCUCCAUCCCGCACCCCCACCGCCCCCUCUUCCUCGCCGUAAACAGGGUCGUCCUAGACUACAUGUACGGCCCGCGCUACGACCCCUCCCACGACUACGAGCACAUCCAGCGCGUCGUAAAAUACGUGCACGAGCUCUACCUCGCUGAAAAAGCCGCCGGUCGUCUGCCCCAGAAUCUGGAUCUUACUACCAUGUACUUGGCCGCCAUGAUGCACGACGUAGGCGAAACGAAAUACCUCGAGAAAAACCGCACGCAGUUUGAAGUAGUGACGGAGAAGAUGCUAGCCUGUGGCGCCAGCCCACGCCUAGCAAACGACGUGGCUACCAUCGCGGUGAACGUCAGCUACACGCGCGAAGCGACCGCCAGCGACAAAACUUUUAUCCACUCUGUCAUCGCGCGCCACCCUGAACUCGCGUUCGUGCAGGACGCGGAUCGGCUGGAUGCGCUGGGGCCGAGUGGGCAGGGAGGUGCUUUGUCUGCAUCAUAA